UCCGGUAAAGAAGCAGAGCUUAGCUUAGCAAGUGAAGUUAGCCUGGAGAUCGGUUUUACCGGCGCGGGAAGUAUCGAUAUUUUUGUCUUUUUCUGCAACUGCAACACUACAAAUAGGUUCGAAUCGAUUGUGUGCGUAUGUACCAUCCGUUUCUUGAAAGGUGUAAAUACGGAUGUAAAGACUUCCGUGUUCAAAAAGACUGACUUAAUGUGAGCACAAAGGCCUAACGUUACGUGCGCUGUAGUGAAGCAUGUACCCUUCGUGGGGAAAUUAUGGAGGUGGACAACCGCCUUCCAACAAUCAAUUUACGGCUCAAACACCGACAGCAGCGGGAUACAAUGCUCAAUCGUCGACGAAUUUUUCCAGCUUUCGGGAGCAGAUGCAACAGCAGAUGCAGCAGCAGAUGCAACAGCUUCAGCAGCUUCACCAGAAACAAUUACAGUCGGUGCUCAGUUAUGGAGCAGCAGCAGGAGGAGGAGGCGGCGGCGGCGGCGGCGGCGGCUAUGGAAGUGGUCCCGGUGCCUGGCAAGGGCAGAAUUCAACCACAAACUAUGCUUACGAUCAACAGCAGACCCCACCACUGCCGCCCCAGCCGGAGGAGGAAGCGCCACCCAAGCCCCCCGAACCGAAACCUCCGCUUCCUCCGCAGAACAACAACGGCCCCGGGCUACAGAAUAAGAAUACUGCCCAUGACCCAUCAGCGGCCAUCACUCCACAGCACGGAGACAAUACCGACUUUUCAUCAAUGACUCCGCAGGAACAACAGCAGUACUGGUACAAACAGCAUGUCCAGAAUUUGCAGAAGCUAAAGAAUGAGCGGGCAGGUGCGGGCCAAGGUGACCGGAAUCAGGCACCCCCUCUACCGAGUGAGCCUCCCAAAAGUGCUCCCCCACCACCUCCACCCAAAGAGGAACCACCUCCACCACCUCCGCCUGAAGAGCCUCAGCCCUACCUCUCAUGCAUUCGUUCUCCUGUGUUUGCUGGUCCCCAGGAGGAGCCCAUGAGUGCGGGUGACCCGUUUGAGGUGGCCCGUCUGCAGCAGCUGCAGGCGGCGGCGGCCCAGUGGCAGCAGGCCCAGCAGCAGAGGGCCGCGCACCAGUACACCGCACUCAUGCAGCAGCACUCCCAGCUGCAGCAGAUCCUGCAGCAGUACCAGCAGUUCAUCCAGCAGCCCGCCAACCUCCAGGCCAUGUCGCUGGACAUGCAGCUGAAACACUACGAGACGCAGCAGCAGCAGUUCACGCCGAUCUACCAGGACUGGAACCGGCACUUCAAGCUGUGGCAGGAGCAGUUCCAGACCUACCCGCACAAGGACCAGCUCCAGGACUACGAGGGCCAGUGGAAGCAGUGGCUGGAGCAGAUGAACUCUACGGCGGCCCACCUGCAGGAACGGGUCGCCACCCUGAGGACCAUGCAGCACCAGUACGGCCAGCAGCAGCAGCCUGGCUACGGAGGCAUGAUGGGCCAGUACGGCGGACAUAAUCAGAGCCAGGCCAUGCCGCAGCAACAGGGGAACAUGGACCACUCGUCAGCAUCCGCUGGACCGCACCCUCCUAACUCCUCCGGCCUCCAGCCUGGUGAAGCGAACUCCGCUGCUGCUUCUGACAUGACGCCUGGAGGAGGCCCAGCUCAUGCUGGCGUGACAGGACCCGGCCCAGCCACGGGCCCGUCUGGGUCUUACCAGGGCAACACUGGCCCCACUGCUGGGGAUGGCGUGUCCGAGGGCUAUGGAUACGGCGGGCCCCACCAUCCUGGGAUGAGGCCGCAGGGCCCACAUGGACCCAGAGGCCCAAGAUUUGAUGGACCAGGGCCCGAUCAUUCCCAGCAACAGCGUUUUAAUGCCCCCAGGCAAGGUCUCAACGCUCCUCCACGAGGUCCGCCUGGGAGGUUUGAGCCACCUAUGAGACAUAAUGCUCCAGGGUUUGAUCAGCCACCAGGGCCGGCUUCAGCUGGCUUUGAAAGACCCCCCGGCCAAAUGCAGAGUCCACAAAACCGCUUCGAAAGACCGCCCGGUCCACCACAAAACCGCUUCGAAAGACCACCGGGUCCACCACAAAACCGCUUCGAAAGACCUCCGGGUCCACCACAGAACCGAUUCGAACGACCCCCUGGUCCACCACAGAACCGAUUCGAGCGACCCCCUGGUCCACAACAGAACCGAUUCGAACGACCCCCCGGACCGCCACAGAAUCGCUCUGAAAGACCGCCGGGCCCACCGCAAAAUCAGUCGCGAUUUGAAAGGCCACCUGGCCCCGGUCAAAACCCCCCUCGAUUUGAACGACCCCCCGGUCCUGUACAGAACGCGACCCGGCCGCCCGGCCCUGGACAGACUCCUCAAGCUCGUGCGCAAGGUCCAGCACCCCGGGCCCCUGUGCCACCACCAGCAGCAGCAGCAGCUGCUGCAAAACCAAGUCCUCCUCCUGCUGCUGCUGCUGCUGCUGCUGCUGCUGCAGCGGCUUCAACUAAAGGAGCCCCUGAGGCAUCUGGCCCUCAGCUGAAGAAGACUGGGUCCCAAGACUCCAAACCCUCAGAUUCAAGCGGCAAGGAAAAAAGCACAACUGAAGACACGCUGGCCGAGGACCUGGUUGACUCCGGAAGCGGUUUCUUUGUGCAGAAUGACCCGAUACCUCAGACUAAGGCUACUGAAACUCCUGCCAAGGGAGACCAGAAGACUGCUGGAGCCACAGAGAAAGAUAAAGCAAAGGAGAAGGAUGCUUCGAAACCUGCCGCGUCAACGACUUCCUCUACUACUCCAGUCAAACCACAAACAACAGUCAAACAAACUCCCACGCCGCCGGCUCAGGCGAAAAGCAACGGCAACAGCGGAGCGCCUCCUGCGAGGCCCCCGCCUCACGAGGCACCCAAGCCCCCUCCCCCAGGUCCGCCCUUCUUGGGGGACGCCCCGAUGGCUCCUCCGCCCAUGGCGCGCGGGCGAGGCCGUGGGCAGAUGCCACCCAUGCCCAUGCGGGGCAGGGGACACCCCCGAGGCCGAGGCAUGCCCCCUGGCGCCGGUCCCCCUCCUCCCCCGCACAUGGGCCCGCCGCACGGCUACGAUCCCAACAUGCCGCCGCCCGAGGAAGAGGAGCACGGCGGGUACGGGUACGAAGACCCGCACGCCGCACACAUGAUGCACGGGGCCGAGGGCCAGGAGGAGGGAUACGGCUGGCAGGAGCACCCACCUGCAGAGCCGCACGGGAUGAUGGGACGAGGGCCGCCACCGCAGAUGCACGAGGAAGAGAUUUGGCACCCCGAGGAGCAUCACUUUGGCGGUGGCGAAGAGUAUUACGAGGGGGCCGAGGGCCAGGAGGAGCACGCAGAGGAACAAGAGGAUCAGUGGGAACGUGAUCCGCAGCCAGAGCCCGAAGAGGAGUACUGGGAGCCGGAGCAGGACCCGUAUUGGCAGGGACCCCAUGACCCCAUGAUGCCGCCCAUGCGCGGCCGGCCGCCGUUCCCACAUGGCAUGCGCGGACGUGCGCGCCCUCCCCCGCCCCGAGGCUUCAUGCACCACGGCCCGAGGCGACCGCCGCCCCCGCCUCACCUCGCCGGCCCCCACAUGGAAGGCAUGGAGCACGACCCUCACCGGCCGCCCAUGAUGCACAGAGGUCCCCCGCGCGGCCCCAUGGGCCCACCGAGGUUCCGGGGACCGCCGCCACGCGGUCACCCCAUGCCCCGCGGCAUGAUGGAGCGCCACCCGCCUUACCCUCCUCGAGACAUGAUGGAGAUGGACCCCUCUUACCACGAGCCCAUGGAGCCGCCGUACCAUGAACCCAUGGAGCACGAGCAGGGAUGGCCGCCACCACCGCCGCACGGCCGCGAGCCCAGGCGCCCCCCUCCGCCCCCACACGCCAUGAUGGAGCGGGACAUGAGGAGACCCCCACCUCCCUACGGCCCGGGGCCUCCACGCAGGCGCCCUCCCUUCCCUCACGAGGAGCAGGAGGAGCCGUACGAAGAGCCGCCGUACGAAGAAGAGUACCCGCAGCCUCCGCCACCUCCAGAGGAGGAGGAGGGCUACAGGAGGCCUCCGCUCCCCCCACCAGUCAUCUCUCGGGACUACGGCCACGGCGGUGCUGCUGCUGGGCGUGAGGAUGAUUACUACCCGCCACGCCCUCCACCAGAAGACUGGGACGUGGAGCGGGAGAGGGGCAGGGAGUACCCGCCUUACCCCCGCGAGCGAGGCAUGCGAGAGGAGCGCUGGCCCGAGGGCAGAGAGAGGCCACCAUACCGAUACGAGGAGGGGGGCCCGGGCAGACCCGACUACGAGGGCUAUCCCGAAGACCGCCCCUACGGCGCACGGGAACCUCCGUACCGUCCGUCGGACUGGGACAAGCCGCUGCCUGAGCGUACUUACCCUCCUCCACCCCCUCCUCCCAUGGAGCCGAGGAGAGUUUCGUUUGAGGGAGGGCUUGAGCCGGGCAUGGAUAUUCCUCCACCGCCACCCCCCGCUGCCGCCCCGGACACCUCCCUGGAGCAGAAGUCUCCCACAAUCGGAACGGCCCUCUCCCAGAGGCAGCACGAGAUCAUCCUGAAGGCAGCGCAGGAGCUGAAAAUGAUCAGGGAACGGCAGGAGAGUAAAGGGGAGCCAGGAGCACCCUCUGACGUGCCUCAGAUCGAACUGCCAGCCAGCCUUCUCAGUGGCAUAGAAAUACCCCCCGAAGUCAAGACUGCCCUUCAGUCAACGGGUCUCUUUACGGAUGUCGGUGGUGGACCGACUGCUGGGGCCAAAUCUGUUUCGUGGGACUUGGGCUCCUCCGCUCAAUCCCCACCGUCUAAACCCAUCAUCGCCAAGACUGUAGACUAUGGACAUGGACAUGAGUCUGGAACGACUGUGGAGCGCAUACCUUACGGCGAGAGGAUUAUCUUGAGGCCCGAGCCCGUGCCUGAGAGGCCAUAUGAAAAGGAUCCCAUGGGGGCCAGAGACCCGUAUGGCCGAGACCCCUAUUUCGAGAGGCGGGCCGACCCCUACAUGGAGCGGCGGGAAUGGAGCCGAGAGCGAGAGAGAGACCCCUACAGGGAAAGGACAUCCAUGGAGCACGACAGAGAGCGAUUUGAACGAGAACGCUCGUUCUCCAGAGAGGAGCGGCCACCUGCGGGACCCCCUGGCAGGCCAGGCUUCAGGGAGCGCGAUCGAGAUUCCAGGGACAGAGAGGGACGCAGCGGGAGCGGGAGCCGCGACAGGGACCCCUACGGCCGAGCGGCCUACGAAAGACCAGCAUAUGAACGAGGCCCCGAGCGUUUCGAGCACGGACAACCAGGGGCCCCCAGCUAUGGAGGUGAUCGUCGAGGGUACCCUGACGACAGGGGGGCAGCAGGGGCGGCGUCCUCCAUGGCCCCUGCUGGCACUGCCCCUUCUCGCGCUGAGAAGAAGCCCGAGACCAAGAACGUGGACGACCUCCUCAAGCUGCCCGGCAGAGCAAGCCGCCCAGACAGGAUUGUCAUCAUCAUGCGUGGGCUAUCAGGAAGUGGCAAAACCCAUGUGGCCAAACUGAUCCGCGAUAAGGAGGUGGACUGUGGCGGCGCUCCUCCGCGUGUGCUGAGCCUGGACGACUACUUCAUGACUGAGGUGGAGAAGUCACAGAAGGACCCUGAGUCGGGGAAGAACAUCAAGGUCAAGGUGCUGGAGUAUGAGUACGAGGCGGAGAUGGAGGAUACGUACCGCAACAGCAUGCUCAAGACCUUCAAGAAGACGCUGGACGACGGCUUCUUCCCCUUCCUCAUCAUUGACGCCAUCAACGACAAGGUCAAAUACUUCGACCAGUUCUGGAGCGCUGCCAAGACCAAGGGCUUUGAGGUCUAUAUAGCAGAAAUAACAGCGGAUAACCAGACCUGUGCAAAGAGAAACACCCACGGAAGAAAGACGAAGGACAUCACCAAGAUGGCAGGUUCGUGGGAGCCAACACCGCGUCACAUGGUGCGUCUGGACAUUCGCUCUCUCCUGCAGGAUGCAGCCAUUGAAGAGGUGGAAAUGGAGGACUUUGACCCCAAUGCAGAGGAACCAAAGCCGGAGGGGAAGAAGAGGAGGGAGCAUGAGGAGGGAGACCGGGGGUACAUUCCAAAAAGUAAAUGGGAGAUGGACACGUCUGAAGCUAAACUCGACAAGCUGGAUGGGCUGAUGGUCGGCAGCAAGCGAAGGCGCGAGUCGGACCUAGCGGGCCUGGAGGACUUCCUCCAGCUGCCGGAUGACUACGCCACACGGAUGUCAGAGCCGGGAAAGAAGAGGGUGCGGUGGGCAGACCUGGAAGAAAAGAAGGACGCUGAACGAAAGCGUGCCAUCGGCUUCGUGGUGGGCCAAACAGACUGGGAGAAAAUCACAGAUGAAAGCGGCCAGUUGGCCCAGCGAGCUCUGAACCGCACAAAGUAUUUCUGAGAAGAUGCGUUUUGUAGUCUUGCACACAUUUUUUCAAACAGAUAGCCAGACCGUGAAGGAGCAACUUCCUGUUCCUUUGAUGGAAUGACGAAUACCCACCCCCCUCCAUCCCAUCCCACCUCCAUCUAGUUACUGUUAUUUAAUUCACUGCUGCGCAGAGAGAACAGAGCGCCGAGUAACAGGAUCCACUGGGGCAGUGCGACAAGAAGACGCGUUGGUGGUGUUCUGGUAUUAACUCAAGAAUGUCCACAUUUUAAUCUCCCGGACUAGGAUUCGCGCCUAAGUCUCCAUGCUGCGUUGGCAUUUUUAUACUUUGUUUGUAUUUCCCAGUUGAAUUUCUGCUUUUACUCAUUAGUCCAUUAGGUAUUGGUCAAAUUAAACCAUUCAAAGACUAAUGUGAAAUGAAAGACUGUGAUUUCUGUUCUGUUUCUCUCCAUUUUUUUUGCCUUUAAAAAAUGAAAUUUGUUGUUUUUGUUUAAAAGUGUUUUGCUUCAGUGUGUUGACUGUAACACAUGUGGACAUAUAUUAAAUAUGACUUCUAAAUGUG
Messenger RNA from Engraulis encrasicolus (European anchovy), 6911 nucleotides. It is a transcript of the gene ylpm1, whose product is annotated as YLP motif containing 1. Gene Ontology annotation, biological process: regulation of telomere maintenance. Gene Ontology annotation, cellular component: nucleus. Bases 251 to 6364 code for a protein of 2037 amino acids. The transcript has 21 exons. NCBI's taxonomy places the organism in Eukaryota, Metazoa, Chordata, Actinopteri, Clupeiformes, Engraulidae. The record is from RefSeq and is a predicted model, not a curated record.